Sander lucioperca (pikeperch) is the source of this 5453-nucleotide messenger RNA. RefSeq names its product interleukin 1 receptor accessory protein-like 2 (gene il1rapl2). Lineage: Eukaryota; Metazoa; Chordata; Actinopteri; Perciformes; Percidae. Bases 2052 to 4244 code for a protein of 730 amino acids. The record is from RefSeq and is a predicted model, not a curated record. The transcript has 19 exons. Gene Ontology annotation, biological process: signal transduction.
UCUCUCUCUCUCUCUCUCUCUCCCCCCCCUCUCUGGCUGCUCUGCGCUCUCCUGUGGACUCUCUUAAGGCACUUUGGAUAAAAGCCUCCGCAAGAAAUGGCAGAUUGUGGGUCUCUUAUCUGUCCCUCCCUGGGCAGGUGGUGAAGUGUCUGAGCCCAAUGAGUAAAGACAGCAAGUGUUUCUAGAAGGGGAAAAAGAAGAGGCGCAUCUGAUCUUUUUCUCCCAGUUAUUUCCAGUUAUUAUUCCGGCCGCACCGUAACAGUCACAGCAGCGGACUCCUUCCCUCCACAGAUCUUCUUCUCUCCAUCGUUCUGUCUGUUCUGCAGCUGAAAGCGGGCGAGAUCCUAGCUCCUCUCUCCCCCAUCUCUUACCCCUCUCUCUCCCACUCGGUUCGGAGGAGAAGCCAAAAGAAGGUUUCGCUUCUUCUUUCUCCUUCUGCCGCGGCUGCAGCGCUGCAAAAAAAAAGGAUUCCCCAAAAAGUGAUUUUAAGUGGACUUUUUGUGUGUGAUUUUGGCAGAAAAGUGCAGCUCGGGAUCGCAUCCAGAGAAGCGAAAGAGGGCGAAUCACUCUGACCUGGAAGGGAGUAUUUCUGGAGAGAGAGAGAGAGAGAGAGAGAGAGAGAGAGAGAGAGAGAGAGAGAGAGAGAGAGAGGAAAGUAAAGAAAGGACAGAAAAGAGGAGGACACGGAAGAGAGAAAUGGAGAACACGCUGCGCGGGCUCUCAUUUCCAAAAAUGUCUCUUCGGAUGGAUUAGGACAAACAGAGACCUGGACUUGGAACCUUGCAUUUUACAUCACCGACUUGUGUCUGGGAUAUGGACUGGUUGCUGUAAUCGAUCAGCGGAUUGAUUGAUUGGUUGAUCGGUCGGUCGGUUGAUUGACAGUCGGACGUUAGCAGUCGGCAAACUUGGACUUGUGGGGGAUUUAAAAACCAAAAGGGAACCGUGCACCGCAGCGACUUUUUUGGGGGGCAAAACAUGAGCCUUUUUCCAACAGCACCUUUGGAUUGACUCAUCAGUAUAUUGACGAGAGAAUAACCUGCGAAGCGGGACUAUUUAUCUAAUAAUCAUCUCAUCAUUAAGGUCGACUUUUCUGCCCAGUUUAACUCAAAAGUAUCCUGCAAUCCAACUUACGAUACAGCUUAUGUGUACUUACAAAUGCCUAUGCCCCUUUAGAAAUAGUAAAUGCAUGUUAAAGAUUUACAUUCAACAUUGUAUAUCAAAUAUUAAGCACUAACACUGAGUACCACCGCUGCAUUAAAGCCCCUCUAGGAAUAUUACAGGGCACCACAGGGGCCAGAAAGUCUCAUAAAAUACAUUAAGAAUGAUUAUGAAACUCAUAAUUGCUACAACAGUUUGACUGUAAAAAAAAAAAAAAAAAAAAAAAAUCCUUUCAUAAGGAAUUACUGAAGUGCAAAGCGCUUCGCCGGGAUUUCAGUUUGGAGAUUGGAAGUUAUUUUUGGCCGCGCCAAAGUAGAGCGCCUCUUCCACACCAGUGCCCGGACAGAGACGGAGACAGAGACAGACAGCCGGGACAUAAGAGGUCUACCUCCGUGUCUCUGUCUCACAUCCCCCACGGCCCGGGAAGAACGGAGUGGGAUAGACGGAGGGCGGAGGAGAGAAAAGAGAGAGGAGAGGAUGCGUAACUGCGGUUAAUUGGAGCAGAGUAGACUUAGCCGUCAAACAUCUUGGACAAGAAGAGAGAAAGAGAGAAGGAGAGAAGGAGAGGGGGGGAUUCUAUUCUUUGUGCAGCCAACAAGACUUUCCGCUUUUAGGCUGUACAUCUCUUUGUGUUUUGGCAGAGAGGAGGAGAAGGAAAAAAAAGAAAAAAACGACCUCUAUCCUUUCAUCUGUCAUUCGGAGAGCCGAGUUACUGGCUGGAGAAGACGGACGCGAGGACGCGAGGACAGAGCCAGAGGUGGGAUUAUUAUUUCCUGUCAACCUUUACGACUGGUCAAUAUUGUGUCGUCAUCACCCGCGUGGCUUGGAUUCUGGAUUAGUUUCUCCAAAAAAAAAAGAAGAAAAAACGCCAGGUGCCAGUGGAGACUAGAGAGAUGAAGACUCUAUCCCUCCUCUUCCUCCUCCUCCUCGCCUCGGGAGCCUGUGACGACGUCAAGUACAUCUCCAAGAGGAACUCAGUGGAUGGAUGCAUAGACUGGUCGGUGGAUCUGAAGGAGUACCAUGUUCUGGCUGGGGAACCUGUUCGGGUGAAAUGUGCCUUGUUCUACAGCUACAUCCGAACCAACUACACCAUGGCAACCAACGCCAAGCUGCGCCUCAUCUGGUACAAGAACAAAGGAGAUGCUGAGGAGCCUAUCAUCUUCUCAGGUCAUAGACUGAGUAAAGAAGACGACUCCAUCUGGUUCAGAUCUGCUGAAAUGGAAGACAAUGGCUUCUACACCUGUGUAUUAAGGAACUCGACAUACUGCGUGAAAGUGUCCAUGUCGAUGACUGUGGAAGAGAGUGAUGAGGGGAAAUGCUUCAGCAGCAAAAUCCGACAUCUGGAGAAAGCUGAGAUAACCCAUGGCAAAAUGAUCACCUGUCCUGAUAUAGAAGACUAUUUGGCUCCAUACAAGCAGCCACAGAUGACCUGGUAUAAGGAGUGUGAGCGGGUUGAAUGGAGAAGCUCCAUCACUAUUAACAAUACACACAUCUGGAUUCCUGAGGUAGAGGAGGGCGACGGGGGAAAUUACACCUGUGAGUUACAGUAUGGAUCCAGACUGGUGCGGCGGACAACAGAACUUAAAGUUACAGCUCUGCAGACCACUCAGCCUCCCAAGGUCCUUUUUCCCCCGCAGAGGCAAGACACCACGAUAGAAAUCACGCCUGGUAUGCCUCUCAGUCUGGAAUGCAAGGCGUUUUUCGGCUACAGUGGAGAAAACAGAAGGCCUAUUAUCUACUGGAUGAAAGGAGAAAAGUUUGUCGAAGAACUAGCAGGACACAUUAAAGAAAGCGAAGUCAGGAUUUUGAGGGAGCAUUUAGGGGAGAAGGAGGUGCAGCUAUCCCUAAUGUUUGAUGCUGUGGAGGAGGCAGACCUGGCCAACUACACCUGUUAUGUGGAGAACCACAUAGGGAGGCGCAGCGGGAGUGCUAUACUGCAGAAGAAAGAUAUGUAUCGCCUGGAGUUGGCUGGUGGUCUGGGGGUCAUAUUGUUGCUGCUGGGAGUCCUCACAGCACUGUAUAAGUGUUACAACCUGGAGAUCAUGCUCUGCUACAGGAGACACUUUGGAAGUGAUGAAACGGAAGAUGAUAAUAAGGAGUAUGAUGGCUAUCUGUCCUACACUAAAGUGGACCUUGACUGUUUGGGCAGCAGGAUGAGCAGCGAUGAAGAAACAUUUGCUUUGGAGAUCCUGCCGGAUGUUUUAGAGAAACAUUGUGGAUACAAGCUGUUUAUACCAGACAGAGAUCUAAUACCCAGCAGUACCUACAUCGAGGACUUGGCUCGUAGCGUGGAGCAGAGCAGACGCUUGAUCAUUGUUUUGACUCCAGAGUUUGUCGCCAAAAGAGGGUGGAGCAUCUUCCAGAUAGAGACACGCCUCCACUCCAUGCUGGUUACCGGGGAGAUCAAGGUGAUCAUGAUAGAGUGUGCAGACCUGAAGAAUGUCAUUAACUAUCAAGAGGUGGAAGCACUUAAACAUACAAUCAAGGCUUUAUCCAUCAUCAAGUGGAGGGGUCCUAAGAGCAAUGAGCUGUCCUCUAAGUUUUGGAAACAGGUGGUCUACGAGAUGCCUGCGAAACGCAGAGAGACGCUGUCCAGACGCCAGGUGAUGGACUCUGGCGAACAGGGCCUCUUUGGUGACCUACAGACCACCGUCUCCACCAUUGCCAUGACAACCACCUCCGCCUCCUUGGCGCCCCCUAAUGAUAGUCGCCAUGGACAUCAUCAGGUUGCCUUGGCGACAGAGAUCCCCGACUACAACCAGAUGACAUUGCCGCUGGGAGGCGGUCACACUGCCACAGCAGCCCAAAUGAGGCAUAUCUGCCGCAGCUACGAGUUCACGCUUCCCCCACAGCCUUCCUCCAUGUCGCCUCCCCUCCCACCUCCCUCCACCGUGCAGUUCUCCACUCUGGGCCCCGGGGGGCGCCACGUCUAUUGCAACAUCCCUAUGACAAUGCUGAAUGGACAGGGGUUAGGAGCAGUUCACUGGGGAACAAGAGGUGACCCAGAGCAGUACGCUUGGGAAGAAGCCAGAACUCCACCUGAACAGCACCUUCGUACCGCUCACCAGCAGAGAACUAAGCUCUGACAUCUGGUAGAGGGACUGCUCAACUGGUACUGGAUUGUGGACCGGUUUACAGACUGCUUUCAAACUGGCUUUGGAAAUGAGGUUGACUGGUUGGUCGACUGGUUUUCAUUGGAUUUUUGGACUGUGUACAGUCUUGGUUUUCUAGAGGGACUGCUUGUGGACUGCCUGCACACUAGUUUUAGGCCACUUCAUCUCACCUUGUGAACAAAGGACUGCUUAAAGACUUAAGCCUUUGAUUCACAAUUGUUGGCUAUACUGCCUGCAGACUGCUAACAGAAAGACAGAUUCAGAUCCUAAAACUGAUUGUACACUGGUUUUGGACACACCAACUGGAUACAGACUGAUACACUGGUAUGUAAGCUGUGUAGCCAGGACCACUGGAAAGGAGCGCUGUUACAACAUGACUGGUCAUACACAUUUGACUGGUGCAGAGAAUUUGUAGACAUGUAUGGACAUGUGGAUGUAAUGAACUGGAAAAGGCAAUGAAAAGAUACUUACACAACGAGUAGAUAUCCCCAAACAGGAGUGCUCCAUUUGUCAAAUAAGCUACCAAGUUGGACCUUGGAGCACAAAAAAAGCAAGUAUCUCUCAAAUUGUCGUCUACCAGCCGUGUACCCGGAAAACAAGUUGAUUUGUCAGCUGCUCAACUUCUUGGAAAUAUCGGUUCACGGAAAAACUAAAGUAGCGUAAUCUCGGAAGACCAGUCGACCGUCUACCUAGCUGAGUUCUCAGUAUAUCCAUCUACCUGUUGACUAGGUGGCUUGUCAGUUAACAAGGCAGACUUCAAGCAAUGAUUUUGGAAUACCAAUCCACCUUAAAACAACAAGUCAACCUCUUGAAAUACAAUUCCUGGCUAGCUAGCCUGGUUUGGUUCUUAGAAGCUUAUAAAUGGUUGACUUAGAAAUGGAUUCCAGCAAGAAUAUCCAGAUAAGGAGUGAUGCGUGAAGCAAUUGCUAAACUUAUUAAUAACUGAGAAAGCACAGUCAGCUGGUGUAUAUGGAAACAUAGCUAGUUACCUCUUGAGCUAAAAAGGCACCAAGAGACUGCAAACCAGCCAGCUCACCUUGUAACCCAGUAUACAGCAACUAGUCAACUCAUCAAGAGGUGAAUUGGCCAAGAGGUGACCUACCAACGUUUACCACCAAGCUAAAAGCUUAAAGGACUUGGCUUUUUCUAUUUGCAUGACCACCCAUUUAGAUAAAAAAAAAA